This is a messenger RNA of Aethina tumida (small hive beetle), 2491 nucleotides long. It is a transcript of the gene Mcm6, whose product is annotated as DNA replication licensing factor Mcm6. The transcript is spliced from 6 exons. Gene Ontology annotation, molecular function: single-stranded 3'-5' DNA helicase activity; ATP binding; single-stranded DNA binding. Bases 60 to 2450 code for a protein of 796 amino acids. Lineage: Eukaryota; Metazoa; Arthropoda; Insecta; Coleoptera; Nitidulidae. The record is from RefSeq and is a predicted model, not a curated record. Gene Ontology annotation, biological process: double-strand break repair via break-induced replication; mitotic DNA replication; DNA replication initiation. Gene Ontology annotation, cellular component: MCM complex; nucleus.
UUUACUACUUGUUUGUGUUACUAGUAUCGUUAAGUUUUAAACCGUUUUAUUUAAGAAAAAUGGAUGUAGCCGACAACACGGUUGGUCAGCGUCAACACAGAGACGAAAUCGGCAUCAGAUGUCAGAAACUGUUCCAGGAUUUCCUCGAAGAAUACAAAGAAGAUGGUGAGUUAAAGUACCUCGAACCCGCCAAGGAACUGCAAAACGAAGAACGCAGCACCAUCGAAGUCAGCUUCGAGGACGUAGAAAAGUACAACCAAAACUUGGCGACCACCAUCAUCGAAGAAUACUACAGAACGUACCCCUACUUGUGCCAGGCGGUCUCCAACUUCGUAAAGGACCGCACUGACUUAAAGAAAGAAAAAGAAUGUUAUAUAAGUUUCAUGGAUGUGCCCACCAGGCACGUUGUUAGAGAGCUGAAGACUGACAAAAUUGGCACCUUGAUCAGGAUAUCUGGUCAGGUAAUCCGGACGCAUCCCGUACAUCCUGAGCUCGUGUCUGGCACUUUCGUCUGUUUGGAUUGUCAGACUGUUAUUAAAAAUGUGGAACAACAGUUUAAGUUUACACAACCGACGAUCUGCAGAAACCCAGUGUGCAGCAACAGGCGCCGUUUCAUGCUCAACAUCGACAAGUCGACGUUCGUGGACUUCCAAAAGGUGCGCAUACAAGAAACGCAGGCUGAGCUGCCCCGUGGGUGCAUCCCAAGGAGCGUCGAAGUUAUACUACGUGCUGAAAACGUCGAAACUGUCCAGGCUGGAGAUCGAUAUGACUUCACCGGUACUCUGAUAGUUGUACCAGAUGUUGGAGCCAUGGCUCUGCCUGGCGCCAAGACGCAAAUUAGUUCCAAACACAAGCACGGCGAUGAAAGUGAAGGUGUCAGGGGGUUGAAGGUAUUGGGUGUCAGAGAUCUGCACUACAGGAUGGCGUUUUUGGCCUGCAGUGUCCAAGCCACCAACCCUAAAUUUGGUGGCAUUGAUAUGCCCUUAGGGGAAAUCACUCCUGAAAUAAUGAAGCAACAGAUGACUGAUGGAGAAUGGAAACACAUGUAUGAAAUGUCCCAUGACAAAAACUUAUACAACAACAUGAUCAACAGCUUGUUCCCAAGCAUCCACGGCAACGACGAAGUCAAAAAGGGGAUUUUGUUGAUGUUGUUUGGUGGCGUCUCCAAAACUACCAUAGAAGGCACUGCCUUGAGAGGGGACAUCAACUGCUGCAUUGUGGGUGACCCAAGUACUGCCAAGAGUCAAUUUUUGAAACAAGUCUCCGAGUUUUCUCCACGAGCUGUCUACACCUCGGGCAAAGCGUCUUCGGCAGCUGGUUUGACUGCCGCAGUGGUAAUGGACGAGGAAACCUCGGACUUCGUAAUCGAGGCGGGCGCCCUAAUGUUGGCCGACAACGGCGUCUGCUGCAUCGACGAGUUCGACAAAAUGGACCCACGUGAUCAGGUCGCCAUUCACGAGGCUAUGGAACAACAGACGAUUUCUAUAGCCAAGGCCGGAGUGCGUGCCACCUUGAACGCUAGGACGUCAAUAUUGGCGGCCGCCAACCCGAUAGGAGGACGCUACGACCGUGCCAAGUCUCUGCAGCAAAACAUCAUGCUCAGCGCCCCCAUUAUGUCCAGGUUCGAUUUGUUCUUCAUUCUGGUGGACGAGUGCAACGAAGUCAUCGAUUAUGCCAUAGCCAGGAAGAUCGUCGACCUGCACAGCAACAUCGAGGAGGAGUCGGUGCACAGGGUGUACUCGAAACAAGAGGUGCUGCAGUACAUUUCGUUCGCCCGCAAGUUCAAGCCUAUUAUCAACAACGAGGCAGGUGAACUGCUGGUAAGGUACUACAACAGACUGCGUCUGAGGGACAGCACCACCUCCGGCAAGUCCACGUGGAGGAUCACGGUGAGGCAGCUGGAAAGUAUGAUCCGGUUGGCCGAGGCUAUGGCACGCAUGGACAUCUCCGAUGAGGUGCAGCCGAAGCACGUACGCGAGGCCUACAGGUUGCUGAACAAGAGUAUUAUCCGUGUCGAACAGCCCGACAUCCAUUUGGAUGGGGAGGGCGAUCAGUCGAUGCACGAGGACGAAACGCCGAUGGAGGAGACGGUAGAAAGUUCACAGCCGGCCAAGAAGAAGAUGGUGUUGAGUUUUGAGGAGUACAAGACGUUGAGCAAUAUGAUCAUUGUACAUAUGAGGAAGGAGGAAUCUCGAUUGGAAAAGGAGAAUGAAGAUGGGACCAGAAUGAGUGAUGUUGUGGGCUGGUACUUGAACGGCAUUUCUGAUACCAUUGAAACUGAAGAGGAGCUCAUUGAGAAAAAAGAGAUGUUUGAAAAGGUUUUGGAGAGGCUGAUAUACCAUGAUCAAAUCAUUAUUCCAUUGUCCAAAGUAGGACUUAAGGGGAAAAACCAGGAGGAAGAGGAAGACCCAUUGUUGGUGGUGCAUCCAAAUUACAUCAUUGACCAAUAGUAUUACCUUGUUUAUAAAUAAAACAUUUUUUAAUAUUUGUA